AAUUUGAAUUUGACACACUUCGAGUUCGUAACCGCAGUUUCUGACUCUAGAUUCUAAUUCUUAUUCUUUAUAUUAACUUACAAUAAUAUCUUGACCCCAGUAAAUAGCAAGGAAUAUGACUGACUUCAUUGAAGCGGUAUCCAAUCCAUUAGCACCUGAUGUGUUUGUGGGUCAUGGUGACUUUACGAAUCAAAAACUAUCUAAUAGUGAUUUUCGAAAAUUGUUAAUGACACCUAAGCCAUCAGUACAACCUUCAAAAAUUGAUGAAGUACAUGAAACUGGGACCCGCAUUUCUUCUCACCAUUUGGAAAGAUCCGAUCGUAUACGCCAAGAUCCUAGUCAAACUAUUCAUCGUAGUAAACAUAAGAUAAGCCACAAGCGUCAUCAUGUUCGUAGCAAAAAAGAUGCUCAAAAAUCAGAUGUUUCUGAAUCAACACAUCGUUAUCGAGAUCGUGCAAAAGAACGACGUGACGGCAAACUAGUUGCUCCAACUGAGGAAGUUGAGGAAGAACGUGAAAUGGAAAAUGAUGAUGAUACUUUAACUCGUACAGCCGACUAUCGUGCUGUUGCACCAUCGUCUGCUGCUGGUGCUUCACAUGCUGAACGUCGUCGAAUGCUUAUACAGGAAUCUAAGUAUCUUGGUGGUGAUAUGGAACAUACUCACUUGGUCAAAGGUCUUGAUUAUGUUCUAUUACAAAAAGUCCGUUUGGAAAUACAAAAUAAAGAAAUUGAAGCCGAACAAGCCCUGGAUAUUGAAUUAAACAAACCUGAUAAAAUGAAAGAAAGUACUAAUAAUGAAGAAAGCAUACAAUUUCGUACUCAUCUAGCGGCAAGUAUAUGCAAUGUUAUUUUCAAUGAACGUCUCCCAGAACGUAAUGAAUAUUUUCAACCUGGUCGCAUGGCUUAUCGUAUUGAACUGGAAGAUGAUUCAGUGGAUUUUGAAGUACCAGCUACAGUGAUUCGUAGCAAAUCUGAUUGUUUACAAAUUGAUGGUCGUGGAACUGGUGCAAUAACUACUAACGAAAUUGUUAUUAAUAAACUUACUCAAAUCUUAUCAUAUUUGCGGGCUGGCAAACGACAUGCAAAGAAGACUAAGCUUAAAGGACGUGUUGCUGACAAAUCUGAAUUUGAUUAUGAAGACAAUCGACAUCUUAUUCAUAAAAUGGCUAAUACUGCUAUAUUUGAAGGUAUCGGAAACGAUUACUUACCGACAACAAAGAAGCAAUGCAAAAGUAACGAUAGGAUGGAUUUACCAUAUGAGGAUUCUAGAGUGUCGAAUUCACGUAAUCGUCUACCCGUUUCUAAUACUACUACAUCUGGUAGUAAUAGUAACACCAAUGCUGAAUCAAAUAGUGCACAAGCAUCAUACUUCGAUAUUCCCGCCAAUGCUGAUUCAGUCACAAAUAAUUCAAUAAGUGCUACUAAAGAAUUUUUAAAUGAAUUAAGUCAACGUUUUGAUGUUAAAGAUGAAAAUAGGUUACAGGAAAAAUAACUACCUCUAUGAAUUUGGUGUCCGUCUUGUUGUGCUGAUGAGCUGUGGCAACUUGGACAGAUGUGUAUAUGUGCCUAGUCCUACGUUGCAGCUGACUGACGUGCCUUAAACCUAACCAAUUUUUUGGAGUAUUAAUUUAGAUAUGUAAUUGUAGAACCCGAAAAAGGCUCAUGGAAAAGAAAGUUCCUCGCUCGUAUAUCUACGUUUGAAGUUGUUUUGUUAAAUAAUUUAAAUUGUUUUGUCUUACUAUAAACCAUAUUAUGUAGUUCCACCUAUAAGUUUCUUGUAACUAUCAACCUUCUCAACAAACGUUUUACGGUAAAUUCAGUUUAUUUCGAACCUAAGAGGAUGUAUGCUUCACUUGAGGGUUCUAUUUAUUAGUGUGGCGAAUUUGAGGGGAUUGUUAAGUUUUCAAAGUUUAAAUCACGAACUGGUCUUAGCUAAACCAUAAUUGAAACUUGAAAGCACUGGAUAGCUGUUUCAGCCUGUUAUGGGACUCAGCGGUGCAUAUUCACGGGUUAUCCGGCAGUCCGAUCCUAUGACCUUCGGUUUCUCGUGUGAAGCUUUGUAUAUAUAUACAACACCUAUCAUUUAAGAAAUCGGUAAAACGGCAUUUCCGGAUAGUUAAAAUCUGCGUGUGUAACGAAGAUGAUCAGUUGUGAACCAUGUAAGCUAACUUAUGAGUGUUAUUUAUUUUCAUGUUAUUAGUAUUAACGACCACAGCUGGUCCGUUUCUACGUGGGAUGUGUGCAUCCUGAGCAUAUUUGACCGAUAAUGCUAUUUAGUCGCAAGUUCUUAUUAUGGUUGAACAGUAGCUAGUAAUGGAGUCCGCGACGAGCGUUUCGUUCUAUUCAGGACGAAGGUGAUGUAAGAAAGAAGAUGUUAAUCAACAAACAUAAUGAAUCUGUACUGUCUGGAAGCCACAACUCAUGAUUGCACAAUUAUGUCCUUUUUUCAUAAAUUUAUUUUUAGGCAAGUCUUGAACGAUUCUUUGCUAAAACUCAAGUCACGUGUUACGAUGAAUGUUAUCCCGGUUUCGCUGAAUCAUACGAUGCUAUGGGUGAUUCUGAUGAUGAAGCUGAUUUUAGCAAAAUGGAUUUAGGUAAUAAAAAAGGUCCAGUUGGUCGAUGGGACUUUGAAACACAGGAAGAAUAUAGUGAUUAUAUGUCGAAUAAAGAAGCUUUACCAAAAGCUGCAUUUCAAUAUGGUGUUAAAAUGGCUGAUGGUCGUCGUACACGUCGUAUUGGACCAAAAGAUGAAAAAGCUGAAUUAGAUCGUCAGUUACAAAAAAUACAAUCAAUCAUACAAAAGCGUAAACAAUUAGCUGAAGAUAGUGGUCCAGUAGGAAAAAAUGUCCGAUUUUAAAAUUGCUGUAAUAUACAUGUACAUUUAUUUAACCUUUGGUUUUUAAUUUGAUUCUACAUGAAAUAACUUUUACAUUCAGAUAUUUAGUUUAUUUUUGCUUUUCGUCCGAUUUUUUGUGAGAUGUUUUAAUCAUUUAAAUUAGAUUAUCGUCAAAAUGAAUUAGAAAUAGUGCGUGAAAGUGAUUACUCACUUCCUUUUUGUCAAAUAUAUAGUUCUACU
Messenger RNA from Schistosoma curassoni, 3076 nucleotides. The record is from the annotation of a GenBank genome assembly. NCBI's taxonomy places the organism in Eukaryota, Metazoa, Platyhelminthes, Trematoda, Strigeidida, Schistosomatidae.